CGCAACAUAAAUAAAUAGCUAAACUAGCCUAGCUAGGUUACUUAUUUCGUAAAAGUUAGUCAUAACGUGAAUUGUUACAACGAAAAUCUUCAGCUCUAAUGUGCUCGUCUUUUUAAAAUGGGGGACGAAAAGCAACAAACUUGUCCCAAACGUAUUUUUAUUAACGACGUCGACAGAUAUUCCUCCAGACACAUCGCUAAGUUUUUAUCGACCGCCACCGUGGACGAGGAGGCCGCCGAAGAAGCCGAAGAAGCAGGAGACAGCUCCUCCGCUCGAGGUGAACCUGCUUUUCAAAUAGUGGGGACUGCGUCCAUCAACCGUGGCCAGGAGCCCUUUCUGCUCCAACAGUAUCCGUCACCAACUCGAGACAAGCUUCUUGAGCGCCUGCUGGAGUGUGACAUAGUGGUGUACAACAUCUCAGAAAGUGCUACACAACAGCAGAUUGAAGAAGCCACAUGGGCAAUCACAAGUCUUCAUGCCGAGAUGGAGAACUUCAAGUCUCGAAAAAUGUUCAUCUUAGUCUCAAGUGUGAUGACCUGGGCUACGACCAAGCCACUGGAUCCGGAAGAAACAAAUGUUCUGCUCACAGAGGAAGAGUUCAGAAGAAGAAGGCCACAUCCCAAUUUCAGAAACCACAAUAGUUUGGAGAAACUUGUGCUGAAACUGGGCAGAGGUAGAAAGUCCAAGCUCGCUGGAUAUGUUGUAGCUUGUGGUCUUCAGUAUGGAGAGGGAGAGAACCUCUUUCACUACUUUUUCAAGGUCGCUUGGUUGAUGCAGUUUCCAAAAGUUCCUCUCUUUGGACCGGGCACGAAUCAUAUCCCCAUGAUUCACGUAAAUGAUCUUGCAGGAGUGAUCCAAAACAUUGUUGAACUCAAGCCAAAGUCAAAGUACAUUCUUGCUGUCGAUGACUCCAAGAACACUUUAGAGGAUAUUGUCAAGAUGAUAAGCCAAAUACUUGGUUCCGGAGAAAUUAACAAAGUACCUGAGCAGGAUGCCAUCGCCAUGAAGGCUUAUACGCAAGAGGAAAUGGAAUACCUUAAUAUCAACCUCCGCCUGGAUGCUUCCAUUAUAAAAGACUUCAGUCUCAACUGGACGUCUGAAGCUGGGAUGGUUGAAAACAUGGCGAGCAUUGUUGAGGAAUACAAAGACCACAGGCAGCUUCUUCCAAUCAGAAUCUCUCUGGUUGGACCUCCAGCUGUGGGUAAAACCAUCAUUGCAGAGAAGCUCUGCAGUCAUUACCAAAUACAACACAUCGAGAUCAAACAGGUCAUAGAGGAAAAGAUCACACAGCUGAAGGCGAUAGUGAAUGGAUCUGACCCUGAACUUGUCAGUGAAGAAGUGACUGCUGCAGUGAAACAACUGGAACAGUUUAACCAAAGCAUUGCAAUGAAUGCAGGUCGACUGGCUGACCAUCUCGUUGUUAACAUUUUGAAAGAAAAGCUGAAUUCAAAGCUGUGCAGGAACCAAGGAUUUGUUCUCAAUGGCUUCCCCGAGUCCUAUAAGGAGGCAAAGCUGAUUUUCUCUGAUGAGGACACAGAGAACCAGGAUUUGAUGCCCAAAACACGCGUGUACAACAAGAAUAUCACUCCAGAGCAUGUUUUUGCCCUCAAUGCGACGGAUGAUUUCCUGACGAAGAGAGCUCAGGGACUUCCACAGAGGGAGGCUGAGAACAUGUCUUACACGCAGGAGGAAUUUGUGCCUCGCCUGGCGAGAUACCGACUCCUCAGCACCGCGGAGGAAACCCUGCUGGACUACUUUGAUGAGCUGGAAAUUCACCCGGAACAUAUCGAGAUCACUGCAGCUGAUUCAGAGUACAUAUAUGUUAUGAAGAAGAUCACAGAGAUGGUGGGGAUUCCCAAAAACUAUGGACUGGGUCCAGAGGAGCAGGAGGAGGAGGACAGAAAGAAAGAGGAAGAGAGGAAGCAGAAACUGUCUGGAGAUGCUGCUGAGAAGAAACAAAGGAAUGAAGCUGCACUGGCUGAGAUAGCUGCUCAGUAUGAGGAGUGGCAGAGGAAUUUGUCCGAGGUGCAGCGGCAGGAGUCCGAGCUGCAGGAAGCUCACUCUCUUCCUCUGAGGAACUAUCUGAUGAAGUAUGUGAUGCCCUCGCUCACUGAAGCCAUGGUGGAGUGCACCAAGAUCAAACCAGAGGACCCCGUCGACUUUUUGGCUGAACAUCUCCUACGGAACAAGCAACAACAAUGACAUCGAUCUAAUGAGGAAAAAAAUCAGAAAGUGCCUUUAAUUUGAAGUGAUUGUGAGUUACUCACCUUUUUAAUUAACUUCUGCAUUAAGUUCUGCAGUUAUACAUAUUAAUAACGUAAUUAAUAAAGGGUUGUGUUUCUCUUUUUUCGAUAAGCAUUCAGUAAAAAUUAGUGAGUCAUUUGAAAACACAUUUGAAUGUUAAUUUGUCAUUGACAAUAACACAUCCAGUCUGCAGUUGUAAAUGUAAACAGAUUUUUAAUGAAUGGGUUGUUAGAUAAAAAGGACGUCAGAUGCUCUGACGUCCUUUUUAUAAGGUCAAAGGUCAAAUGCUCCAUUGCAGGGUCUAUCCAUUUAUACAUGCAUUGAUUAAUUGCAAAUCACAUGUAUGCCAAGAGAAAAUGUCAGCAAGUGACAAAGUGGAAAAUAAAUAUUGGGUCCUGCAGAUUGUGAAUAUGAAAACUAAGAACUGUUUGCAUAACACUCAUUAGUGCUUUAUUACACAAACACAGAGUAAUGAAAUACUUUGCAGAUAUAUUGUAAUAUGGUAUAAAUAUACAAUAUAUUGUC
Molecule: messenger RNA, 2769 nt
Organism: Pseudoliparis swirei
Lineage: Eukaryota; Metazoa; Chordata; Actinopteri; Perciformes; Liparidae
Gene: ak7a
Product: adenylate kinase 7a
Exons: 18
Coding region: 118-2202 (694 amino acids)
Biological process (GO): nucleobase-containing compound metabolic process
Cellular component (GO): cytoplasm
Molecular function (GO): ATP binding; AMP kinase activity
Source: RefSeq, a predicted model, not a curated record